CAAAAUCAAAACCCUUCCAGUCUAGGGUUUUAGCAACCGCUGCUCUUCCUAUUUCCGCCACCACGGAUCCACCAUUCCCCCCGAUCAUCACAAAGGAAAGGAAAUGUGGAGAUUGGCGAGGAAAGCAGCUUUUCUUCGAGGAACUCCAAAAUUCCGUACAAUACAAAACCCUUAUAGUACUCAGGUAACCCGAUCUCAUAAUCAGAGUCCACCGCUCCCUGAUUUAGCUCUGUUUCAAUGGAAUCGAUUUACUUCAUCCGUUUGUGUGAAAGUACCGUAUUAUCCAUCAGCAAGGUUUUUUUCUUCGAACCCAUAUCUUGAAAAUGAGGAUUCUCAGUCUGAGAAACCGGUCAUUGAUGGUUUUGAUGAAAACCCUGGAUUUAGUUUUGUAGAAUCUAACCCAAGAUGGGAUUUGGUUGAUAACCCAGGUGAGGUUUUUCCUGAAUUUGUUUUUGAGAGUGAAAAAACUGGUGAUUUAGCUGAUAAUUUGGUUGGGUCUUCGGCUGGAAAUGAUGAUGAUGAUGAAGGUGGCGUUUUGGAUGGUGGAGAUGGUAACGCUGGAAAAACUGAGAAAAUAGAGGAUAUGGUGCAGAAAUUGGAGGAUUUAUUGUCUUUGCUUCAGAGUAGUGGCGAUGCGAAGUCUUUAGAAUCUAGUCUUGAGGAUAUGGGGUUGGUUUUGAACGAAGAAUUGGUGGUGAAAGUGCUUGAAACUCCGUUUGUUCCGGGUGAAAAUUUGAUUGGUUUUUUCAAGUGGGUUCUAAAGAAUGGUCAGUUUUCAAUUACAAAAGCAGCUAUAGAUAUGCUUGUUAGAGCAAUCAGCAAUGAAGUUAAGACUAGGGAUGCUUAUGCUUUGUGGGAUCUGGUAAAGGAGGUAGGAGGAAAGGAUAUUGGAGUAUUAAGUACAGAAACUCUGAGUGAGUUGUUAUCCAUGUUUUCAAGGUUAGGUAAGGGGAAAGCUGCCUUUGAGGUUUUUAACAAGUUUGAGGAUUUUGGUUGUGUACCAGAUGCAGACACAUAUUAUUUUACUAUUGAUGCUCUUUGUAGGAGGAGGAUCUUUGAUUGGGCAUGCUCUGUUAGUGAGAAGAUGCUAAAUGCAGGUAGACUGCCAGAUAGUGAGAAAGUUGGGAAGAUUGUGUCUCAUUUGUGCAAAGGUAAGAAGCUCAAGGAUGCCCAUGCUGUUUACUUGUGGGCAAAGGAGGGGAAAGUAUAUCCCCCCCAGUCUUCUGUAAAUUCUUUGAUAAGCUCACUUUGUGAGAAUGAGAAACAAAAGGGAGUGGAAGUGGAAAGACUGAAGGGCGAAACUGAUUCACAUUCUCAAGCAGAAGAAGGUGCAGCACAUGAAGAGAAAGAAAAUGUUUAUCUGGCUUUAAAGAUGUUAGAUGAUAUCUCUGGAGAAGAACUCAAGCAUGCUAUUAAACCAUUUUCAUCUGUCACUGGGGGUUUAUGUAGGAUUAAAGAUUUUGAAGGUGCAAAGAAGUUACUCCAUAGGAUGAUCGAAGCAGGUCCACCUCCUGGGUAUACGAUCUUCAAUACAAUCAUCACUGGCCUUUCCAAGUCUGGAGAAAUGCAAGAGGCUAUAGACACAUUGAAAAUGAUGGAGGAAAGGGGUCUAAAACCUGACGUUUACACGUAUACUGUCAUUAUGAGUGGUUAUGUAGUGGGGGGUGCAAUGGAGGAGGCUUGCAAAGUCUUGGAUGAAGCCAAAAAGAAGCAUUCAAAGCUUAGCCCUGCUACUUAUCAUACUCUCAUCCGGGGGUACUGCAAGCUUGAACAAUUUGACAAGGCUUUAGACUUGAUUGGAGAAAUGAAGAACUACGGCGUUCAGCCGAAUGCUGAUGAGUAUAAUAAACUAAUUAGAUCUCUUUGCAUGAAAGCCUUAGAUUGGAGAACAGCAGAGAAGCUACUGGAAAAGAUGGGGGAGAAUGGAUUGCAUCUAAAUGGGAAAACAAGAAGUCUUGUUAGGGCGGUUAAGGAGUUAGAAGAGGAAGGACUAGCAAGCCAAGAUGUACCUACUGCUGCCUAAGUUAGCUCCAUGUAAUUGCAGCUCCAUGUAGCCAUGUUUCAGAGAUACUUCCAUUUUGUUCAUCAUAUCAUCUUUUUCCUUUCUUUUUUCUGAACUCACAAUGAUUGAUAAAGAAAGAUGUACUGCAGGUAAAUCUUUUGCAAUCCUGCACGGUCAUUACCUCUUAGUAAAUUUUUUGAAGUAAAGAUAGAAAUUUGCUGAGAUC
Messenger RNA from Coffea eugenioides, 2228 nucleotides. RefSeq names its product pentatricopeptide repeat-containing protein At3g02650, mitochondrial. The transcript has a single exon. Gene Ontology annotation, molecular function: protein binding. The record is from RefSeq and is a predicted model, not a curated record. The coding region runs from base 104 to 2023 and encodes 639 amino acids. Lineage: Eukaryota; Viridiplantae; Streptophyta; Magnoliopsida; Gentianales; Rubiaceae.